AUUAAUUAAUUGAACUUUCUGGUAAACUUACUCCACAUCGAGACUGCGGUUGCCGUAAUUUCGUGCCUGCAGACCCCAAUUGACCCUGAAAGUCGAAACAGGAGUUAUUCUUUCUCAAUACAGGGAACUCGACCUGUCCCGCUCAUUGAUAAUACCGCGCUCAAUUUAAUAUUGCCAUGACCUUAUGAGAAGAACACUUUAAGCAGUGACGCGACCUCAGAAACUCCUCGAGACCUCCCACGAUCCAACUCAAUUGCCUCCUUCGGGUUGGCAGGAAACACGAUACUCCCAUUGUACCUAAGCAGACAUGGCGCAAAGUGCAGUAGGGUCGUAUUCGAACCCGUUGAAGAAGUUCAAGCUGGUCUUUCUCGGUGAACAGAGUGUCGGCAAGACCUCUUUAAUAACACGAUUCAUGUAUGACUCUUUCGACACGACUUAUCAAGCCACGAUCGGCAUCGACUUCCUCUCCAAAACGAUGUAUCUGGAAGACCGCACCGUCAGAUUACAACUAUGGGAUACUGCCGGGCAGGAAAGGUUUCGUUCGCUUAUCCCUUCAUACAUUCGCGACUCCUCGGUAGCGGUGGUGGUCUACGACAUCUCUUCCAAAAAGACUUUUGAACAGACGCGGAAAUGGAUAGAUGAUGUCAGGGGCGAGCGCGGUAAUGAUGUGAUUGUUGUGCUGGUAGGAAACAAGACCGAUCUUGGGGAUAGCAAGCGGGAGGUUACGACGCAGCAAGGUGAAGAAGAGGCGAAGAGGGCAGGCGCCAUCUUCAUGGAGACGAGCGCAAAGCUGGGCCACAAUGUCAAGGCGCUGUUCAGAAGGAUAGCCCAGGCUCUGCCCGGGAUGGAUGCCGAAAGCGAAGCGCAACCCAACCCACAAGUGAUUGAUGUUGCGGUUAACAACCAAAAGCCGGCUGACGACGGUUGCGCAUGUUAGAGCAGACAAUAGUACAACUCACAACGAUGCAAGUCUUGGGACGAUUCCGUUGGAUUAAUCCGUUCGGGUGCUUGGAGGCGUUUCCCUCAAGGCGGCCUUUCAGCCUGGCGAGGUAUAUGAUUCAGCAUAGCACGGCGUUUUUGGGCAUCUC
Molecule: messenger RNA, 1088 nt
Organism: Exophiala viscosa
Lineage: Eukaryota; Fungi; Ascomycota; Eurotiomycetes; Chaetothyriales; Herpotrichiellaceae
Product: putative ras small monomeric GTPase Rab6
Exons: 4
Coding region: 308-937 (209 amino acids)
Biological process (GO): vesicle-mediated transport
Molecular function (GO): GTP binding; GTPase activity
Source: RefSeq, a predicted model, not a curated record